UCCUAUACGUCCGAGGACUGUACGGCGGAAUGAACACGCCUUUGGAGAGCUCCUGGAACGAAAAAUAUGGGUUGAUGCCACGGAACCGCUUCAGAGAGAUCAUGCGAUAGCAAGAGAGACCAGACGCAUGCGCCUGGAAACCCUGGUAUCAGAAGUGUGGGGAACGUUUGUACAGAACCGUGUUUCCUCUUACAAGCCUGCAGUUAACAUUACCGUUGAGGAGCAAUGGUUCCCCAGAAACGCUAAGUGCAGCUUUACGCAGUACAUCCUUUACAAGCAAGACAAGUGGGGCAUGAAGUUUCGGUUGGCAGCUGACGUUGACAGCAAGUACGUGCUGAAUGUCUUUCCAUAUCUGGGGAAAGAUGAAUCUCAGCAUCCUGAAAAUGUGGGCAUGAGGCUUGUAGAACCUUACCUUGGCGAGGGUAGGAAUGUAAACACAGACGAGAUCUUCACAUCACUUCCAUUGGCAAAUAAAUGGAUUGACAAGAACACAAGCCUGGUGGGGGUGGUGAAUAAGAUGAUACCGGAGCUGCCUCCAUCUGCAUGUAACCCGUCACAAGCAGAGCUGUUAUCCACAGCGGUGCUGAAGCACGACAAAGCAGCACUUACGGUUUACAAAUGUAAGCCAAGAGAGAACGUCUGUAUCCUGAGUACUAUGCAUCUGACAGUUGCCAUUGGCGGUGACACAAAGAGAACCAGAGACCCUGACGCACUAAAACAACACACAGUUGGUGUGGAUACGAUGGCCAGACAUUUCACGGUGAAAGGGGGUACUCGCCGCUGGCCCUUUGCCGUAUUCUACAACUUGCUUGGCCUGGCUGCUAUCAACGCGCACGUUUUGUUCACCCUGUGCACUGGUAAGACAUCACGAGGAGAGAUUUCAUCAUGCAGUUGGCAUUGGCGCUUCGUGAGAACCACACGAGCGCCAGGGGCAAGGCAGCAGCGCACGACGUGCCAAAUGACGCACCACCGCUCUUCCGAGAAGAAGAGACAGUGGACGGAUGCGCACGGAAAGAAAACUGCGACUUCUGCGGGAAGAAAUUUGUCCGCGGAAAGUGCUCAUUCCAGAAUAAAGAUUUGUCGAAGAUUUGUGUUGAAUGUCAUGGAAUAACUGCUGCUAAGCGUAAAGGCGCACGUGCCCGAGAGAGGCCACGACGAGUUCAUUAAUAACUGACACCUGUACAGGUUGUUUUUAUGACUGACACUUGUUAUAUGCUUGAUAUGUUAUUUUAUAAUAACGUUAUCGUUUUACAUUUGCUCGUUGUACACUCCAUUGAGAUGACUCUCGGCCCAUUUAGCCCUAUUGACAGUGCGAAUUUUGGAACACCUAUAGCCUACGAGGUUGACCACUUAGUCUAACAUAAGAGCGGAUGUUAUAAAAAGAUGCUUCUACAUUCAAUUACGGUGAAUGUGAUUUCUGUAUCGUUCUUUUCGCUAAAAUCUACAGAUAAAAUGGAAUUACCAUUUACAUGUUGGUGUUUCUUUCCCUCAAUUAAAACAGAACAACCUAGGCUAUUAUAAAGGUCUAAAACUCUAAAUGUAGUCAAGCAGCAUGACCUAUAACAGGGUCACCAGAAAACGUGUGGAGAGGCGACAUUUGCCGCAGCGCAUUUCAAUAUUUUGGUUUAGUUUAUUCAAAUACAGUAUAGUCCAUUUUGU
This is a messenger RNA of Oncorhynchus masou masou (cherry salmon), 1659 nucleotides long. RefSeq lists its product as uncharacterized. Bases 128 to 1111 code for a protein of 327 amino acids. The transcript has 2 exons. NCBI's taxonomy places the organism in Eukaryota, Metazoa, Chordata, Actinopteri, Salmoniformes, Salmonidae. The record is from RefSeq and is a predicted model, not a curated record.